AGACCCGGAAGCGGAUCCCGCGGAGCAACGAUCCAGCUGGUGGGAGUGAGUCUCCAUUUUUUUGGAUCUUGCCCUGGAGGCGUUCCUAGUCCCCGCCUCCACAUCCAGAUUUCGGGGAUCGCCUGUAUAACCUUACCUGAGAAAGAAGACCAGAAGGGGGAAAAAAGGAGGAAUGGCUCUUUUCCAGGGACGGUUGACAUUCAGGGAUGUAGCCAUAGAGUUCUCUCAGGAGGAGUGGGAAUGCCUGGACCCUGCUCAGAGGGUCUUGUACAGGGAUGUGAUGUUGGAGAACUACAGGAACCUGGUCUCCGUGGGUGAGGAUAACUUCCCUCCAGAAGUCGGGAGUUCUGCUGGAUUUGCAAUCAAGGGAUUAUCACCAAUACAGGACAUUAAUAAAGGAGAAUUUUACCACUUAGUGAUAUUGGAGAGAAAUGAAAGUCAUGACAUCAAGGAUUUUGAUCUCAAGGAAGUCUGGGAAAAUAGGCAUGAGUUUGAAAAUCACUGGGGAUAUGAUGCAAGAAAUUACAAAGAAGUGCCUUUGACCCAUAACAAAAAUGUCACAUGGAGAAAAGAUCAAAAACUUAAUCAGCUCUCAGUUACUCUUCCUCAAAAGCAGUGUGCUUCUGUAAGAAAUAAUACAUACCUGUAUUUCAUGGAUUAUGAGCCAUUUGUAAGGAAUGUAUUAAAAAUGGACAAUAAUAGAAGUGGUGCUGGAAACCAGUACAUAGACUGCUUGGAAAAUAGAAUUGGAUUAAGUUUACAGGCACACCUGGCUGAACUGCAGACAUUUCACAGUGAGGAGAAAAUGUAUGAAUGUAAUCCAACUGAGAAGUCUGUCGGCAAUGGUUCCUCAGUCUCACCACUUGAAACAAUUCCUCCCAGGACCCAAAACAUUUGGAAUAAGUCUAGGAAGAUUUUUAAAUAUCGUUUGUUACCUGCACAAGACAGGAAAGCACACACUAGAGGAAAAUCUUACAAAUGUAAUGAAUGUGGGAAGGUUUUUAGCAAAAGCUCAAACCUCAUGAGUCAUGAAAGAAUUCAUUCUGGACAGAGACCUUAUAAAUGUAAUGACUGUGGCAAAGCCUUUACGGAGCACUCACAUCUUACUCAACAUAAGAAAAUCCAUACUGGAGAGAAACCUUAUAAAUGUGAUGAGUGUGGCAAAGCGUUUAACCAAUGUUCGAACCUCACUAGGCAUCAAAGAAUCCAUACAGGAGAGAAACCAUAUAAAUGUAACAUAUGUGGCAAGGUCUGUAGUCAAAAUUCAAACCUUGCAAAUCAUCAGAGAAUGCAUACUGGGGAGAAACCUUACAAAUGUAAUGAAUGCAGCAAAGCCUUUGCUGAGCGUUCAAGCCUUACUCAACAUAAAAAAAUCCAUACUGGAGAGAAACCUUACAAAUGUAAUGAGUGUGGCAAAGCUUUUAAACAGUGCUCUCACCUCAUUAGACAUCAGAAUACACAUCCUGGAGAGAAGCCACACAAAUGUGAUGUAUGUGGCAAGGCUUUUAUCCAGAGUUCUAGCCUUGUAGAACAUCAGAGGAUUCAUACAGGAGAAAAACCGUAUAAAUGUAAUAAAUGUGAUAAAGCUUUUAUCAGACGUUCACACCUUUGGGGUCAUGAACGAACUCAUACUGGAGAGAAACCUUACAAAUGUAGUGAGUGUGGCAAAGCCUUUGCUGAGCGCUCAAAUCUUACUCAGCAUAGAAAAAUCCAUACUGGAGAGAAACCUUAUAAAUGUAAUGAGUGUGGCAAAGCGUUUACCCAAUUUGCAAACCUUACUAGGCAUCAGAAAAUACACACUGGAGAGAAACCACACAAAUGUAAUGUGUGUGGCAAGGCUUUUAUCCAAAGUUCAAGCCUUAUGGAACAUCAGAGAAUUCAUACAGGAGAAAAACCUUAUAGAUGUAAUAAAUGUGAUAAGGCUUUUAUCAAACGUUCACACCUUUGGGGUCAUGAGAGAACUCAUACUGGAGAGAAACCAUACAAAUGUAUUGAGUGUGGCAAAGCAUUUACGGAGCGUUCACAUCUUACUCAGCAUAAGAAAAUCCAUACCGGGGAGAAACCUUAUAAGUGUAAUGAGUGUGAUAAAGCUUUUACCCAAUUUGCAAAACUUACCAGGCAUCAGAAAAUACAUAAUGAAAAGAAACAGUAUAAACCUAAUAUGUGUUGCAGUGCUUUUAUUCAAAGCUCAAGCUUUGGAGAUCAUCAAAGAACUCAUAGGAGAAAGAAACCUUGCAAGUAAUAUGAGCAAGUAUUCAACACUUACUUAACAUCAGAUUUUCCAUCAUGGAGAGGAACCAUAUGAAACUAACAUAUUUGGGAAAGCUAGUAACGAGGGUUCACACUUCACCUGAUAUCAGAAUACAAAUCUCUGAAAGGAAGCACACUGAAGAAAUGUAUGGCAAGGCUUAUCCAAAAUUUGUUACACCUUGUGGAACAUAAAUUUUACCAGAGAAUUCUUACAAAUGUAGUGAGUGUGAUCAGGUUUAUAAAAAAUGUAUAAAUUGGGGAGGGGGGUAAAAUAGAUGAAUGAGAUUAAGAGGUACUGACUUGCAGUUAUAAAAAAAAAAAAUGUACAACUCUGCUUUGUGGUCUUGAAAGCAUUCACAUAACAUGGAAGCCAUACAAAUAUGUCAAGGUCUUUACCUCAGGAAGCACCUAAGAAUUUAUCCUGGACAGAAACAUUACACAUGUAAUGAAGGCGAUAAUUUCUUUAGCCAGUUCUCUCAGUAGAUUGCAAUUAAAGAAUUCACACUAGAGGGAACUAGGUCUGUUUUGAGGAUUAACUAUUCUUAGGUAUUAAAUUCCACAGAAAAUUAAAAUUAUUUAAAACUCAUGAGAUAAUGUAUGUCAAUGGAACAAGUAGAUCUGUGGAAAGACCUAAUCAUCUUCUGUUUAGAUAUUUUGUAAAGAGUUUAUUUACCUCUCUACACCCAACGUGGGGCUCAAAGUCACAACCCUGAGAGCAAGAGUCAUGCUUUUCCAACUGAGCCAGCCAGGAACCUCUAUGACGUUUUUCACUCAGUUAUUUAAGGUUUCUUGAUGCUACAUUAUUAUUGAUGACUUAUAACCUCAAGUUUGGAAUCCACUGAUGUUAUACUUUCAUUACAUGUGUUUCAUUUGUCAACCAUCGUGGUGAUCUCAGAGAAAGUAUGAAAGGAACCUCUUUUAUUAGGUGGGGCUUAGUCAUACCUAUAUACCCUGGAAAAACUAGGAUGCUGGUUUUAAGAUCUAGAAUAGUAUAUAUUUUGGAGCAUAAGGAGUGACAAGGAAUAAAUCUAAAAGCUAUUAUGUAAAUUACCAUGUUUUCUGUGGUCACAUCCCCUUCUCUGGAUUUGUUGGUAUGAUUGAGAGCCUUGGUUGAUAACUAUAUGAAAGGGUUAUGCUAUCAAAUGUGUGAUCGUGAAACACUAGACUGAGACAUUGAGACAAUGAUAUUUUCAUGUGGGAAUGAGGGGUUAUUAAGGAUGCUAUUUAUGUUAGAGAAAAUGGAGGGGGAUUGAUGGUCUCUCCCUCUUUUGAAACGUAAUAGCUAUUAUAUAUCAUGGAUGAGUAAAAAUUAGUCUUAAUUUUGGAAACUGAAGAGAAAGUUCUAGAGGACACUUAAAUCAAAAGAGCCAAAGUAGGGGCACAUAGGUGGAUCAGUAUGUUUAGUAUCUGCCUCAGUUUCUGCUCAGGGUCAUGGGAUCAACCUCUAUGUUGGGCUUUCCUCUUGAGUGUAGAAUCUGCUUAUAAUUUUCUCUCUCUCUCUGUCCCUCUUGCCUACUCAUGCUCUUUCUAAAAAAUAAUAAGUAAAUAAAUAACCCAAAAGAGUAUGCUUGCGAAAGACCCAAAUUUGGCCACUUAAAAUGCAUUUUCAUACCAUUUUAUUUAGGGUACCCUAUUUCCCAUAUCUAAGUAAGUAAAAUAUAAGCUUUUAUGUAACCCUGAAUGAAUCCUGUUCCUUUUAUUAUCCCAAGUGCAUCACACUUCUUUGGGGCAUUUCAUAAUGAACACUAAUAAAACAUCCUUAGACUCUUAGGUUGAAUGUCAUCCAUAACAAUUUUUUUUCAUGUUAUAGUCAAACCUACAGUUUUGGAAAUAUAUGUUGAAUUUCAGAGUUACCCACCCAUAGCACAUCCCAAGUAUUUUUGUGGUUCUAAUGAAAAUACCAUAGCAAUGCAAUUUCAAACUCUCACCCAUCACAAUUUGCAUCCCCAUUCAUGAAUACAGACCAUGAUUCUAUUUCUGCCUGCCUUUUGUGCUGAAAUGAGACCCAUGGUUUGCAUUAAGUGAAAUUUACAUUAAAUGAAAUUAGAAAAAGAGUAAGCAUAUGAAAAGUAUUAGGAACUGAAGGAAAAUUUGAGGAGUAAGGAUAAAGGUAACACAAUCUAUAUUUUGUGCUGGAGUGCUCAGGGAAUAAUUUGAAAAGAUAAAUCUUCAUGAGUUUACUCUCAAGAAUGAACAACACGAUGGGAAUCUUGUUUGAUAACUAGAAAUCUCACAUAUUUACCCUCUAAAACAUUUUUUGCUUUUGUUUGCAUUUGUGCUUACUCCACUGGGACAGGAUGUUCGGAUGUCAAGAAUGAUGACUCCGUUCACUCAAGUGUUCGGAGAAUGUUGGUUAUAUAAUGACGCUUUCUCGGGAGAGCAGGGCAGACUUCUCAAGUUCUGAAAAUGGCUAGAGAAAGCAGGCAAUGGUGACUACUUUGUUACGAUGCAUCCUGUGUGGGGCCAGGGUGAUGGUACUCAUUGACACUGUGAACUUAGAACUACUGCCAAGGGAAGGGCCUCUUGGGCUUUAUUAUUAGCUUGCCCUGCCCAGAUGAGCAGAAUAGUAAGAGGUAAUGACGCUUCACAGGUAUCAUUAGUCGGCCAUCAAGAGUAGAGUCAGACUCUUUUCUAUAAAACUGAAUGUUUACUCCUGACUGACUUGGUUGGGAAAGACCACAAUCUUCCUCAUGCUAACUACUACCUUCUUUUUCCAGCUGUAUAUGUAGCCCCCACCACACAAUAUGAUUGUGGAAAAGGGUUAUGAUACACUGUUUAGAUCAGUUACUUAAGGUAUUUUUAGACUCGUUAUGAUGUCAGGAUUUUUUUUUAUUGAGUUAUAGCCUAAUAUUAAAAUACAUUCAGAAAUGAUACAGUAUUUCCCAACUACAAACCUUUUGUAGAUCGUUCACUUUAAGGGAGGUUAGAAUGAAUUGAAUCUCAAAAUCAGUCCUAUCAUUUUUCUAGCAAGAUGCUAGAAUCAGAGAGUGCCUGAGUGGCUCAGUCAGCUAAGAGUCCAACUCUUGAUUUUUUGUUCAGGGCAUGAUUUCAUGAUUCAUGGGUUUGAGCCCCGGGUUGGGCUCCACACUGAGUAUGGAAAAAUAAACAAACUUUAAGAAACUUUUUUAAAAAGUACUAGAAUCAGAAUAUCUGUAUUGAAACUUUGCAAAUUAGUGUUAGAUGCAGGUAAAUAAAAUUAACUUAAAAUUAAUAAAUUUCAAAGGAAAUAAAUCUGUAAGUUAGAAAACACUAAGGACUAAUAAUUUUGACACAUUUGGAACACCUAUGACACUGUUCAUGGGUUGCAUGCAAUAUUACACACUGAGGAUAAAGAACAAAGUCUGGUGAUGAAAUCUGUCUCAUCCACAGUUCUCCUUGACAACCUUGAUCUUUAAUAUUAAUAAGGAGUAUGUUUAAAUUUGUUCUGCAAAAUGUUUUCUUUACCAUCUUUUUCUUUUACCUUCUGUUUAGGCAUGAAUAUGAAGUUUGAAAAUUCCCCAAUAUACUUAAUUAAUUAAUUAGAGAGAGAGAGUACACACAAGUGGGAGGCAGGGACAGAGGGAGAGGCAGAGAAUCUUAAGCAGGUUUCACUCUCAGUGCAGAGCUGAUACAGGCUCGAUCCCAAGUCCCUGGGAUGUUGGCCUGAGCAAAAAUCAAGAGUGAUGCUCAACUGACUGAGCCACCCAACUGCCCCCUAAUAUUCUUAUAAAAUUGCAUUAUUAAAAUGUGUAGCUAAUUAGGGAAAAAAAAAAACCUCCUGGGAUUAUAUCCACGUAAAUAAGACAAAACCUAAUAAAAGGCCUUUGCCCCUCCCCAUUCAUCCUUCUUGGUCCUACAGCGGCCAUCCUGCUGUAGGGAGAGAGAGUGCUGAGUCCUAAGGGAGGUGGAGCAUGCAGAGGACUGCCCAGGGGACCCGUCCCAUCCCAACCUGCAUCUCUGGGUUUCCUGUUAUGUGAGAAUGAUAAACCACCUAGUUGUUUCAGCCACUAACUUCCAGGAGGUCUGUCCUUCACAAAUGAAAACUGUCUGACCUGACCAAUAAGAUUAAUAUUUGUAUUGAGAGUAGAAUGGAGCAUUUGAGAGGGAAUCUUGAAUUUAACAUUUUGUAGCUGAGAAAAGCUGCAAAAAGCAUCAUCUUUCACAGAUGGGUUAGAGCUGUUUGGCACAUGUUGCCUAAAACUCACAAUGUGAAUGAAACAAAAUAUAGCGUGAGAAUUUAUGACAAAUGUUCAGGGUGCUAGGGUAGAGACUUACAGGAGUAAGGAAUUUGGUGCCAUAAAUGGAAUAACAUGUUUACUUGAGUAUGUGAACUAUUAGUCUCUGAGUGUAUACGCUGCAGUAACUUUCUACUUUGGACAGAUAAAAUGCAUUCAGUCAUUCUACCAGUCAGAAACUAUUCUAAUCACUGAUAUUAGCAGGAAACAAAACUCCCUGUCUUCAGGUAACUUAUAUUCUAUAAGGUUGAGUCUAUAAGGAUAAAAUAUGAUAGUGAUAAAUACCAUAAACGUGUUCAUAUGUAAUGAUCGGCAGACAGGGUUUCCUAAUUUAAACAACAUUUUCAGGCAAUGCCCACAUGCUGAGGUCGUCUUUGGAGAACCACUGAAAGUAUCAUGCAAAUACACAUGGAGAAGGGCAAGUGGGUGUAGGAAAGAAGCAGAAAAUCACCACAAUGGGAACAUAAUUACGGUGGAUCAGGAAUACCCACAAUUGGCAUGUGGCUUGGUGAAAUGUGAGGCUAAAUUUCUACUGGAGACCUUUAAAAUUUGGGAAACCUUAUAGUUAGAAUUUGUACAAUUUUAAUAACAAAACUCCCCAGAAGGCUUAGGAGCAUAUGUGAUAGAUCCAAAACCAUGACCUGUUUGGAGAAUGCACAGACCUAUUUCUUUAUGGCAGCCUUACCACUAUUGAGAGAACACAGCAGUGAGGUGGGGUAAUGAAUUAAUGGAAAGAUGGUAAAUACCAUUUGUGAAAACUGUCUAGGGAGUUGAUCCCAGGACUUGUUAAGAUACAUGCUUUUCCUGUUGUCUACGCUUAUACCCAGACAAGGGUAUGUUGCUUCUUCCGCUUACGAAUGUGUACCAAGUAAUACUAGUCAGGUCAUUUAUGCCCCAGUUAUAUCUUCAAUGUCAAUAUCAUCAAAAAAAAUCGUUCACAUGUAAGAAGAUACUGUACUUACAAAUUGAAUAGUAACAAUAUCGCAUAUUUCAUGUUUUCCUCACUAAUUCAAGACCUAGUAACUCCCAAUUAUUCCUAGUUUUAUUCUUCCAGUUGAGACCAGUCUUGUGUCAGCGUUGCCUAAUAUUUUGACUAUAAAAUUGACUUUUCAGUAUGUUUCAUAUCCCAAUUUUAUACUAAAUCAGAUGUGAUGAGAAUGGGACUGUGUGCAAGGUCGGCAAACAUUUAUUUAAGGAACAUACAGUAAAUAUUUUAUUCUUUGUAGGCAAUACUGUUUCUGUUACCACUCUUCCAGUAUGUCCUUUUUGAGUCAAAAACACCUAAAUAUGAGUGUGGCUGCAUUCCAGUUACACUUCACUUAAAAACAGACAGUAGGUUGCAUUUGGCUCAUGUUCUGUAGGUGGCAGACUCCUGAUCUACCCAAAGGAAUUAAGAGCGCUAUAUAGUAAUAGUAACUAUAUGGUAAAUAAAAACCGUCUUCCCUA
Molecule: messenger RNA, 7910 nt
Organism: Leopardus geoffroyi (Geoffroy's cat)
Lineage: Eukaryota; Metazoa; Chordata; Mammalia; Carnivora; Felidae
Product: zinc finger protein 677-like
Exons: 4
Coding region: 173-2242 (689 amino acids)
Biological process (GO): regulation of DNA-templated transcription
Cellular component (GO): nucleus
Source: RefSeq, a predicted model, not a curated record